AUGUCAGUUCUACCGACAUACCGAUCCAAUUCAACAACAUUCGCACGACAGAGUGUAGUGAUAACCUCAGCAUCGGAUAAAAAUCAUAUGAAGACCUGUUUCACUGCACCAAUACCACCGUUACCGCGACUAAUCAAUCAUUCGUCUGCAACGCAAGAUUGUCGUUCACAAUUGCAUAAUUCUCAAACUCCGCUAACAACAUCUCUCUCAUCGAUACCUUCAAAUGGCUCAAUAUCAAAGCAGCGUUCCGUAACAUCUUCAGAAGCAUAUUUACAAUCGACUAAUAACGUUGAAGCAGAAGAAGAAAAAAAUCCCAAAUUAUAUGUGCAUAGUAAUCCUCCACGAGUGUUGCAUCAUGCACAACAGCAACAAAGCAAAUAUUUGUCAUCUCGGACACGAAUUCGUGUAUCAUCCGCGCCGGAGGAGAAUAGUCCUCGACUGUCUCCACCAUCAUCUGCACCCUCUCAAAAACCUUCGUCAGCAAACGCAAACGUACAGCAGCAACAACAACAAAAAGGCAAUACUACAGUAUUUAGUUAUCAUCGUCAAAAAAUUUCUGCAACAAAAACGGAAGAAAAUCAUUUUUACAGCGACAAUCAAGAGCAACUGAGUACAACUCACCGAUAUCAUCUAGUUGAAGUAGAUAAAAAACACCAACAAGCAGAACUUUCACAACAAACCCGUUCAAAAGUACCGGUUGCUGUUCAAAAACGUCGAAUGCUAAUACUACUUCCACCAAAGCCAGUACUAAAUUCCCAUCUUUCAUUGACUCAACAGGAUGAAAAGGAACAUCUAUUGACAAUGCCAAAUACUUGUAAUAUAGGAGAUUCAUCGAACAUGAUUAAAAAAAGUACACAAUCAUCAAAUUUAGGAUUACAUAUAGAACAAAAAUUACUCCUAGCUCAAAAACCAUUAGUUAAUACCAAUACAGUUUCAAAUUUGAAAUCUUCCUCCACAUCUUCUAAAAUACAGCCAGCCUCAUUUGAAAUUAAUCAGAAUGAGAAGCAUACACUUGAAGAACAACAACAGAAGAUGAACAAUGUCGGCGAAUUUGAACUGGAAUCGAAAGCGCUGUUUAUGGAUUCAGAUGGAAUGGACGCAAUGCUCAAUUAUAUUAAUAGGUCAGAUGGAGAUGAACAAGAACAAUUGAUUAAUAUUGAUCCUCUAUUAGAGACAACACCAAAACCUGAAAAUCAAAUGCAAUCACCGAGACGUCAACAAACAAAACGUUCAAAUUUAACAAAAUACGAGUAUACCGUUGUAAAUUCACUUGAUAACACAACAACAUUACGAGUAUCACCUGGAUCAAGCUUGCGACCAUAUCGAGAUGAAAUGGCAAUAUUAAGGUCAAAUACAAAAGCAUCACAACUGCUAUCAUCGAUUGUUACAGAUUGUGGAAGUCAAAGCGAUAAUAGUGGUAGUCCGCUAGAGAAUGAACAAGAUGAUGAUGAAGAAGAGCAGGUUGCACUUUGUUAUGAUGAAAUAUUGAGUUGUUAUUAUGAUCCAAAUACACAAAUUUACUAUGAAUUACAAUCAGCGUAG
This is a messenger RNA of Didymodactylos carnosus, 1542 nucleotides long. The record is from the annotation of a GenBank genome assembly. NCBI's taxonomy places the organism in Eukaryota, Metazoa, Rotifera, Eurotatoria, Philodinida, Philodinidae.